AUUACUUGUUCACUCAGACGGUAGAGUGGUGAUGUGUUCUCGGCCGGUCGAACUAAUCCAUUUUACUAGUUUUCGAGAAGAGUUUCUGAAUAAACUUUACCGCUCAGUAAUAUCACGGAAAGUGCGCAAACGAGGCGUUGGAGCAUUCUUGCGCUUCAGCGUUGUUGGGUUUGUGGCACGACAGAUAAGUAUGUGCGCGUGAUAGAUUCGUAUUCGAAACAUGGUGGGCGGUGACAAUGUCCCAUUCGAAGAUAAUUCGGGAAAAUUUAAUAUUGAGUUGAAUAGACUUGUAGAGAUCCGCAUUAAGACAGAUAGACAAAUAGACAAGUGAAACCAGAGAAAAUCGAUACGCGUGAGUUUUAUGCUAAAAUAUGCCCCGAAAACCGGCAAUUGCCGAACUACAAGAGGCCGAAGUGGCGUCUCCUCUGAGAAGAUCGACUAGGAAUGCUUCUGCAUCCCACACUGAAUCUUCUGAAACUCCUGCCAAAAUCACUAGGAGUAGGCGGAUUUCAGCAGCACAAGAAAAUGAAGACAAAGUGGAUUCUAAGCCAGCAAGCAGGACCAGACAAGAAUUGCUGGCCCAACUCACCGAAGAAAAUAAGGCGUCGACCCCGCGACGGAGCCGUAGGCCGUCUACGUCAUCUGAACCGACGGAGGAACCUAACCAAUCCGAGAAACCGCGUUCCCUUAGACCCCGCAGGGGUUCCGCUACCGAGAAGCCCGAAGAGGAAACCAAAACGCCGGUGACCGGCGUGGUAAGAUCGCGCAGAAGUUCUGCUAACGAUUCCGUGCAGAUCGUCCCGACCACGCCCGCCAGGAGUACUAGACGAAGAAAUUCCGAAACGUUUGAAUCUGCCGAGGAAAGUGUGACGAAAAGAACGGCAACCAGUGGACCAAAAAACUCCGAGUCCAAAGAAGAUGGUAAAUCCGCUCGAGGGCGCCGAAGAUCGUUCGAUGCGAAGGGAGAACCAGAAAAUGUCGUCACCAAAACGCUCGGAAGGCCCAGGCGACGCGUUUCCGUAAGUAAAGAACCAGAAUCGGAAAUAGUCGAGCCUUCAGUAUCUGAAUUCGAUCUGAGCGUUAUAAACGAGAUUUCCGACGAUGUCAACGGUGCCGAGGUGAAAAUACACACUCGUGAAGUCGUAACGACAUCUGGUGACAAACGUAACACGUCUCCUGGGGCCAAAAGACAUCUGUCGCCGGGCGCGGGCGAAUCUGAAUUUAGAAAAUCUCCCAGAUUGAUCGAGAUUAGCAUAAGUCACUCAACAUCGCCCAGAAGGUCGCCAAGAGUUGCUGCGUCACCAAAAAAUACAACGUCGCCGAACAUGGUCACCGUAGACCGAGCGGUUACACCCGAAACGCUUUCGAUUCAUUCCAUUGGUGACGCGGAGAGAGAUGUAGACCAUAACAAGGCGGAGGUAGGGGCAAAGUCAAAUGGUGAUGCUACAGCUCCGAAUUUGAAAUAUUAUGAAGAAAAAGAGAAGAAAAUUCUACACCAUAGCAAGUCAGAAAUAGCGCCAGAGUUAAAUGGUGAUGCUACAGCUUCAGAAGGUUCUAAAGAAGACGGGAAAAAAAUUCUACACCAUAACAAGUCGGAAGUAGCGGCAGAGUCAAAUGGUAAUGAUAGACCUCAGAAUUUGAAACAUUAUGAAGACGGGGUGGAAAUACUACACCAUAGCCAGUCAAAGGUAGCGGCAAAGUUAAAUGAUGAUGCUACAGCUCCAGAAGGUUAUAAAGAAGACAGGGAAAAAAUUUUAGACCUUAACAAGUCGGAGGUAACAGCAGAGUUAAAUGAUGAUGCUAUAGCUCCGAAUUUGAAAGGUUAUGCAGAACACGGGAAAAUUAUACAUCAUAGCAAGCCAGAGCUAGCAGCAGAGUUAAAUGGUGAUGCUACAGCUGCGGAAGGUUAUAGAGAAGACAGGGAGACAAGUCUGGACUUCAACAGAUCGGAGGUAGCAACAGAGUCAAAUGGUGAUGCUACACGUCCAAAUUUGAAAGGUUAUGAUGAAGGUAUGGAAAAUUUUCUAGACCACAAGUCGGAGGUUCCAGAAGAGUCAAAUGGUCACGCUACAGCUCCCAAUUUUAAAGUUAAUGAAAAUGGAGAGAAACUUAUAGGCUGUACUUUGGAGAUCACGGCAGAGUUAAAUAGUGAUGCUACAGCUCCUAAUUUGAAAGAUUAUGAAGACACGGAGAAAAUUCUAGACCAUAUGCCAGAGAUAGCAGCAGAGUCAAAUGGUGAUGCUGCAUCUUCCAAUUUGAAAGGUAAUGAAGAAGAUAGGGAGAAAUUUCUAGACCACAAGUCGGAGAUAACAGCAAAGUCAAAUGGUGAUGUUAAAGAAGGUGAUGAAGAAGACUUGAAAGAUUCAGGAAGAAGCAAUAAAGAGAACAUCCCUGUAGAUGAGCCGAUGGAGGUCGAUGACGAAUCGUACGUUUUAACCGGUGGCGACGGAAAGAAUACCGAAAUGGAAAAUUUAAUCCCAUCCACGGAUGAUAAACUAGGGGUACCUUCGAACGUAAUGAAGGCCAAACUAUUAACUAUCAGGCUAAGUUCGGUUACGGGUGUCGACGUCACUAUAGAAGAUGAAGAAUCAGGCACUCCGGUUCAGCGAGCCCCGAGCCCCGGUUUUCACCAAUUGCUAGCGGCGCCACGGAAAUCAAAAAGCCCAGUACAUAGUCUACCGACGAGUCCCCGUUUUUGUUUAUUCGAAGAAUUUAGAAAAAAUGAAGAUCAAAAAAAGGUUUGCAGCACUUUGAUGCAAGAAGCUGGGAAAAAGGAAAGCGCGGCAGGACGCGAAGCAGUAUCAUCACGAUCGGAAUCUCUUAGCUUUCCAGCAGAAGUGACGCACUACGAAUUCAAAAUUUCUUCGGACGAGGAAGACUCCAAACCUACCGAAAUUGAAAAUCAACUAAACAAAUUAACUGACCGAGCAACGUGUGGAUUUGCUUUAGCCAGCGUCAAAGGUUCCGAUAAUAUGAAAGCCACUCAGUUACCAUCCAAUGGAGGGAAGGCAGAUAAUGAGCGUGUUGCUAUUGAAGAUAAUUUAGAAAAAUCAUUUGGACAACUUCAGAAAAACACAUUUGUUAAGCUAUCAAAUACACCUUUUGAAAAUCGAAAGACUUCAAACUCAAUGGAGAUGGUUCAAAAAUUUGGGCUAACCGCAAUUGAAAAAUCAGAAGAACUCAAAAAUUCGGAAGGGAACAUUGAAGAAAGGGUUAAAAGUAUGAUAGGAAGCGCAUUAGAUCGGGAAAGCAGCGUAAGUACUGAAAGUCAAGCGGCGGAAACUCCUAAAGAUGUUGAAACGAUUCCUACUAGGCUAGUGGAGGAAGAUUCAGAUAAUACCGAAUUUGUAAUUGAGGAAAUAGAUGAUGAAGAACCAAUGGAGAGACAGGACAAGGAAGAAAUAAAGUCCGGUCAUAUUGCCAUUGACGAGCCAGAGGAACCCAGCAAUUCAGAAGAAGACAAUGUAGAAAAAAUAGAAACCGAUAACAACGAGGAGUCGGAACGCUCCGGUAGUGAUUUCCUAGACAACAUGGCGGAGGAAGGAGAGGAGAGUACACCCUCAGAAGACAGCAAUGAAAUUAUAGAUGUUGGUGAAUCUGUAGGAAGUUCGGUUUCUCAGUACAGCGAAGGCGAUUAUGAAAAUGAUUCCUUUAUUUGUGAUGACGACGACAUUGAGUCACUUUCAGGUAAAGAAUUCGAUCUGCAAGAAUGCGCAGAGGCCGUGAAAGAGGAAAAACAGAGCAAAGAAAAAUUAAGGUCACGUAUUAUCAUGGUAAGCAAUUCGUCUGAUGAAGACACACAUGAAGAACAGGUUUUUAAGGUUGAGAAUCAAAAUGAAGAAUUACCAAACUUAAAGAAUGUGAGUACAAGUAAGCGAAGGUCGUUGAGUAUUCAAGAGAGCUUAGUAUUGGACGGUUCUAAUGAGCAACUCACUGAAAGAAUUAACACGCUAGUCGACACCUUCUGUACCUCAAUCGGCAAGGGUGAAAUUUCAUUGAACUUAUCAUUGGAAUACGAGACCAUGACCGGAAAUAGUGCAGGAGAAAAGAAUGAAAAAACAUCUAGGGAGGUUCACAAAACGCGAAAGGCAAGUCUUUCAUUGGAUGAGAUCGACCAACUGGAAAGCCCUGUUAAGAAGAAGAGACGUCUAAGUCGGAGCCUCGAGAUUCUUGGGGAAGGCGUCCCGAGACACAAGGUGAAAAAAUCGAAGAAAACAAGACGCAAACAUGAAAGUGAACGCGAAGAUCUUAGAGCAGGUUUUAACAUUAUAAAUCAUUUAGUGAGCGAUGUUAAAAAGCGCCCAAGACGCACUAUCAGACCAACCGUUGCGAAUACCGAUGCCAAUUCUUCUUGGGUAGCGACUAAAGCGACCAACGUGAAACCUUCCACUUCUUUGGUGUCUAAGAAAACGAAAUUGGAAAUGACAUCGUUAAAGUUCCAUCCUAAAGAUUUUAAGAACAAAAUUUUGGCCGAUGACAACAGAGUAAAGAGAGUGGAAACGAAAACCCUAUUGAAGAGUAGGGGCAUUUUUUACUGAGUUAUUUCGUCUGUUCUAUUUAUUUGUUCUCUUAGUUAUCACUAUUAUCCCGCAUUUUCUUUAUUUUUUAUUUUUGAAAAUGGCUAAUAAAAUUAAUUUUUAUAUUUAAUCUU
This is a messenger RNA of Cylas formicarius (sweet potato weevil), 4651 nucleotides long. RefSeq lists its product as uncharacterized. Bases 372 to 4538 code for a protein of 1388 amino acids. The transcript is spliced from 3 exons. Lineage: Eukaryota; Metazoa; Arthropoda; Insecta; Coleoptera; Brentidae. The record is from RefSeq and is a predicted model, not a curated record.